Molecule: messenger RNA, 4170 nt
Organism: Lytechinus pictus (painted urchin)
Lineage: Eukaryota; Metazoa; Echinodermata; Echinoidea; Temnopleuroida; Toxopneustidae
Product: uridine diphosphate glucose pyrophosphatase NUDT22-like
Exons: 5
Coding region: 104-979 (291 amino acids)
Molecular function (GO): GDP-mannose hydrolase activity
Source: RefSeq, a predicted model, not a curated record
UUGCCAUUCAACGAGAACUCUAGAGGGCGACAUAAAGGUAACAAAUUGCAGACGACGUAAACAAAACUUAUACAUACCGGUAUUAACAGUUAGACGUUUCGAGAUGGAUUCUGAAAUUACCCUGAUAUUUACUGCAAGGUCUCCUAUGGGCAUCCCAAAACAGUCAAUUCAUGUUGUGCUAAGCAAAGACUACAAUCGAUCCAUCCUGCCAGAACAUGAGAAACAUUUAGAAGAAAUCUGGCAGCAGCGACUUUCAAAGAACCCUCACCUUUACAAUGGCUCCAAGUUUCGAUUCCAUGACAUCUUGGAGGACCCAGCAGAAGGCGGUGUGUCUUUUCACCUUGGUCUAACAGACUACAGGGAAUUCCAGGUCACCAACUGGGCACCCAAUGCGGAAGAACUUCUGCAGCUGGGGAGCAAAGACAUGGGGCGGACUCAAGCAUACAUGUCGGAUCCCCUUGGUGUAGGAUCUUUCGUGUUGACGGCUGAUGGGUUUGUUAUCUUCAUCAGGAGGAGUAGUAGGGUAGGAGAAGCAGUGGGAUUAUGGGAUAUACCAGGAGGUCAUCCAGAACCAAAGGAAGUAAAAGGAGGAUCAGCCAAUCUCAACGACAUGACCAUAAGUGACUUAGACCCUGCUGCAGUGGUGGAUGAGAUCUUCCAGUCAACCCUUAAUGAGAUACGAGAUGAAAUCAACAUCCCUCUUGAGCACCUGAGUGAACCUGUUCUUAUGGGCGUGGCUCUCAAUCACACCAGCUCUGGAAGACCUAGCUCAGAGUACUUUGUCAAAUGUGACCUCCCUUCGAAAGAGGUCAAGAGAUUGUAUCAACUGGGCGGGGCUGAAGCAGAUGAGUCUUCAGGGUUAAAGCUGGUAUCAAUCAAGGAUAUUCCAUCCUUACCAUCGUCUCCCAUGUGGUCAGAGAUGUGUCCAUCAGGAAAAGGGUGUAUUCUCCUCUACAACUCACUCAUGUUGGAUAGGUGAUGACAGGCAGGUCAGAGGGCAAAGAUCAAGAAACUGAAAUAAUGUGUGACCAAUUCAUCAUUUUCUUCAAGCACGAUAGAGUAACACAAUGCUUGACUCUUUCCCUAUGUGCAAUUAGUGUAUUCAUGUUCUUCAUGCACAAAAGAGACUGUUUAGCCCUAUCCAUGUGUAGAAAUUCAUCUUUCAAGAUAAUAUUUUUGCUGAAGGUAGUGGUAUUUUUCCUGAUAAGUUGUUUGUUUUGUUGCUUAUACUUUAUUACAAUGAUUACUUCACUGUAUUCACAAAUGAUGAAGAAGAAACUAAUAAUUAGACAAAAAUGUCUAUAACUUCACCAAAUUUCAAAGUCUGUACAGUUUACCUUGAUUCCUUAGAUAUUGUAUCAUCAUGGUACUAUCAAAAUUAGAUUCAAUCACAUGGCUCCAACUCAAAAGCUAAACUUUAAAACCAAUAUAUCCCAAAAUUUAUCCUUCCUCCUGAAACACUCUUGUGAAGUUACUUAAUGGUGACAAUAGCUUGGUCUGUUUUCCUCUCUGUUUAAUUCUAGAAAAAUUAUAUUUUCGGCAAUGGACAAUUUUCCUCCAAAUGCCCUGAGUAGCACUUGUAAGUUGAAAAAUAGCUUGUGUAACUUUAUAUAGGAUUCAAUACAAAAAUAUAAUUUGAUGCGAACUGGGAAAAAAAAAUCAUGGGUCUAGGGGCGAAUUUGCCCCUGAAAUUCCAAUAGGGUCUAGUUUUUGUCAUACAAUGUAGGAAAUUUGGGCUGGUAAGCUCUAUAAGUAACCCUGGAAAAAAAUAUGUAUUUGUCCCUGAUAUGAACAAAAGUAGAUAAAUAGCCUCCAGUCUUUGUAAUGAAUUGAUUGGUUAGGAAGUAUUAUAUCACACUAUUAAAGUAUUGGUCAAAACUGCAUCAUGUGACGCGGCGCUAUUCCGUUUGUCAUCGUCUCAGGGGUUUGGCUUACUGUCAAUUCUGUCAAACCCUCUGAUAGUACUCCCAACCCCUGAGGUAGGGGCCACAAGUUGUGUUGCUACGCGUGCAUUUAGUGGCUUGAGCUAAUUGGCUGCUUUGCUGCGCUGCGGCAGCUCGGUCAUGUACGCCCUGCCAACGAUGCACUGGCCAACUGGAACUAUUGGUUGCCCAGCAGCAGUGUAGCUCGUUUAAAUUACAAAGUGAUUUUAGCAAAUCAAAUUGAGAUUAUAGUCACAUUAGUGGUCCUAAAAUUUAAUCCAUUUGGGGCUAGAGGUAUGUGAUUAGCAAUGAAGUAUAAUAUGGACUGCUCUGUAUUCAGAUAUGACAGUGGAAAUCAUCACUCCCUCGGUGCUUUUCAUACCGGCCCCCUUCUAUCAUUGAAGGGUAGGUAUGAAAAGCACCUCAAGAAUGAUAAUUUUCAGUCAUCCUCAUGCGCAGUCAAUAUUUGUAUAAUAUGAUAUCAAAGGAUUAGUUCUGUUGAAAAUUUUAUCUGAUUAGUAAUUAUCUAGUUAUGUAUCUUUAAGAUAUGAGGUUAGUCAAAUCCAUUUGUGUAUUUUUAAAUUAGCAAUUAGGAAUGGAUUAUGAUAAUUAUGGUAAUAUUAAUAAUGAUGAUGACAAUCAGAUAUUAAUAAAAAUUAAAGCAUGAUGAUAUUUAUGACAAUAUUGAUGAUAGUAAUCAUAAUUAAAAAAGAGUAAUGAUGAUGACAAUAUGCCACUUAUGGUUAUUCUAUUUAUAAAGUUCUAUUCUAACUGGACUCUAUUUGAAGUAGCGCCACCUUUUUUAUGAAGGUGUUGAUGGAGCUUGGAGAAACAACCGAUAUUACUGUAAAAAAAUAUAGGAAACAUUUUUCACCAGUUUGAAAUUAAGGCUUUGUUUUUGGCAACGAGAAGCCCAGUACAUACUUAUGUGCUUGCUGAGUUACCCCCAAUAUUCCCUGGUGUUUUGAUGAAAAGGCACUUUAUAACCACUAUACAUCAAAGACUGACAUGUGAUAACAUAUGCAUUCAAAUGCUUGCUAAUAAUAAGAAUUUAAUCUAAAAAGAUAUUUAAAAUCUAGUUGAUGUGACUGAUUGAGAAUCUGAUUUAGCACAAGAACAUGUUUCAUUUGUAAAGUCAUCCAUAGCUUUAUGUGCGGCUUUUUGACACAUUCCCUAUAUCAACUUGUUGCAUGGAUAUUUGUUUAUUGGAUCAUUAUUCAUUUAUCACACAGUUAUGCUUGUGUCAUAUUUUAAUGAAUAUAUGCCAAUGUGCUGUAAAACAGUUUUGGCCUCAGAGGGAAUGUGCUAUAUCAAAAUAGGUUAUUAUUAUUGAAAUCAUCAUUAUUGGGAAAGGUGCUUGAUAACAUUCUGGGCCCAUUAUAGAAAGAUUUGGAAUCAAAUGAAACUAAAAAGAAUUAAUUCAAAUCCAAAAUGCUCACUUCUUAUUGGUUGAAAAUAAAAUUGUUUGAUUGUAACCUUUUUCAACUCUCAUUGGAAUAUCACCUUUCAUUGGAAGAGGUAAUAAAAAACAGAACUUUCUUUGUUGUCAUGGUAAUUGACUUCAGUUGCUAUCAUAGCAACUUUUUAUGAAACGGGACCCUGGGUUGUACAGUGACAAACAGGAGCAAGUGAUAUAUCAGCAAAAUUUAUUUUUUAAUGAUUAAUUUGCUUUCUUCUGGGCCAAAUUUUAUGCACGAGCGCUCAUUCUGCAAAGAGAUAUAUCAGACAAGGCAUGACAUUGCAUUGAUGUCAGUAUAUUAGCAAUAGGUACAUUGGACCUUCUGAAGGAAAUUUCAUUUAGAAAUAUCAUUUGCAUCCUUCUACCAAUAUAGGUCAGAAUGGAGUAAUACAAAAUUGGGUAUCAGGUUUGUGGACUCUUGACAGUCAUGAGCAAUAUUUGUAUGUAAACAGGCAUUGUUUUUUUUUUUGUCAAUUAUUGGUAGCAAAAUAUAUUUAACAUUCCAAAUAAUGUGCCUUGUUAUUUAUGACAUUGAUUGAAAUUUUAGCUGCAUUUAGAUGUAAAGCAAUAUUUGUGCAUGUACUGAUAUGUAAUUAUGCAUCUGUAUGCUCUGUGCAUGCCCUUGUAGAUACUAGUACAUUAUAUAUAUUAUUAUUAUUAUUAUAGAAAAGCUGAUUUCCUAUGUAUAAAAGUAUAUAAGAACUGUCUAUUUCCUAAAAAAUAUCUUGAUUUUUAUAAAAGAUGUUAAUAAUGUAUUUUUUAAUCUUGUGUCAUGUGGGCAUUGGUAUU